This is a messenger RNA of Dreissena polymorpha, 4285 nucleotides long. RefSeq lists its product as uncharacterized. Bases 225 to 3686 code for a protein of 1153 amino acids. The transcript has 8 exons. Gene Ontology annotation, molecular function: zinc ion binding; protein binding. Lineage: Eukaryota; Metazoa; Mollusca; Bivalvia; Myida; Dreissenidae. The record is from RefSeq and is a predicted model, not a curated record.
ACUAGUCCCACAAAACUGUGCCGCAAAGAGCUUUUCAGAUUAAACGUUUAACGAUGUUUUACAAGUUCACAUCCAAUUUUCUAAAAGUUAAAAGUGUUAAAUGUUGAUCAAAUGUAAAUAAUAUAUAAUAUAUGUGUAUGUAUAUUAUGUUUCUAUACUGAUGCAGGCUUGUUUGUAAUUAUAGUGUCAGAAAGUGACUUUGUUAAAACCAGUUAAUUUAUAAAAUGGCAACAAGUUCUCAGUCUUCAGUUGAGCUGGGUUCGCAUGAAGUGAAGGACUAUAUUUGUAAUGCCUGUGAAGACAAGACUAAUGUUGAGAAAAGUGCUGAUUUCUAUUGUAAACAGUGUGAACGGUUUUAUUGUGGAAACUGUAUUGAUCCACAUGGUAAUGCCUUUGCUAAGCAUACUACAUUUGGAAGGGUCGAAAUAGAUAAAUGGCCAGUUUCAAAAAAGGUGGUUGAUUUUCUACAAACUUGUGAUGUUCAUAAGGACCAUACAAUUGACAAGUUCUGCAACUUGCACGAACAGCUGUGCUGCCCUAAGUGUGUAUCUGAUCAACACAGCAAGUGCAGUAAAAUGACCCCGAUUUCGGAGCUGACCAACACGCAGCCCACAGACCUACAGGGACUGUCAGUGGAGCUGGAAACUGUCAUGGGGGGAAUCAAAAGCCUACAGAUAAAUCAGGAGGCCAGUGUUCAGUCAUUGCAGAGAACAUACAAGGAACAUGGGGCAGUCAUGAUAGAACAAUUGCAUGGCAAUUUAAGUACUAAUAUAGAUAAGUGUUUUAAUAGUUCUGUGGGUACAUCGGGCAAUAAUUUAAAAGAAGAAAUGUGUUGGAGUGUUCUUUCUAUUUUGAAUGAAUUUGAUAAUAUUACUGUGAAGGAACUAAAUGAUAUAAAAGAGGAAGUUAUAAGCAUAAAAGGGUCAGUUACAAGUUCUAUUUAUAAAUGCACCAGUCUUCACAAUGACUUGUCACAAUUCCAUGAAAUUGUUCAGAAAAUUGGAGAUAAUAAGGAGCUCUGCCUUAUAGCCAGCAUAAAAUGUAAGCAUAUAAUACAGCAGGCACUGACUCUGCUGGGGAAGUCAGGCAAGGUGUUUAAUGUCCAGAGUAUUACUAAGCAUAAUGUGAGAAUACCAAGUGAUAAAGGUGUAUGUUAUAUCAGAGGCAUAUGUGUUCUUCCCGAUGGGCAGGUACUGGUUGUAGACUGGAAUAAUCAGAAUGUCAAGCUGCUGAACCAGCAAUACCAGGUGGUGAGUCACUGGGAUGUGAAUGCUCGGCCAGUUGACAUUUGUUUGAUCACACCCAGUGAGGUUGCAGUGGCUGUGAAUACUAGCAAGAUACAUGAGGUCCAGUUUAUCACUGUCAACCAGGGAAAGCUUGAUCCUGGCAGGAAGUUUCAGUUACAACAUACAUGUAGAGGUAUCGCCCACCAUCAGGAUGACCUAUAUAUCUGCUCCCGUACUGCCCUGUACAAGUACACAUUGAGUGGCAAACAGCUCUGCAGACUCUACCAAGAUAGAUCAGGUGAUUACACAGUAUCCAGUUGUGCUGUGAGUCCCACAGGGGACAGGCUGUACAUCACCAGCUACAACCAGCACAAGCUCCUCACCCUGGCCAGGGAUGGCACACUCCUGGCUACAUUCACAGACCCAGCACUACAUUGGCCAGCUGGUCUACAUGUGACCCCUGCAGGCCAGGUGCUGCUCUGUGGAUACUCGUCCGACACUGUACUACAGGUGGACAGAGAGGGGGAGAGUAAGCUGGCCACUCUGGCUACUCUGGAGGAUGGAGUGAUGUACCCAGUGUCAGUCUGCUACAGCAGCACCACUUCAUCCAUCAUUGUCGGACAGUUGGGGGACAACAUCCUGGUGUUCAAAGUGGAUGGCUGGUCAACCGUGGCUAACAAGGGUACCUUAUCCCAACAUCGAAAGGAGACACUGCCAGCUCAGCAGGUGAAGGAGCCAAAAGAGAGACCAUCUGGCACUCAAAAACCAGCAGCAUUAGUAACCAUGGAACCAACUGUAGAAAGUAGUUCAACAAAUGAAGAGUCAAUCAAGGAAGACAUUAGAAGAUUGUUGGAACAGCUACAAGUUGACGUCAUGGCAGAAUGUGGAAGUGCCUUAUUCCCAGCAUUCAGACAUGGAUGUGGGGCUCUCCAGGGCAUGGUAACCCGAGGAAAAGGGCUUUUUUACAACCCUGUUUUUAGUGAGACUGAGAGCGAAAUUGUAUUUCAAAAAUGUAUUCAGCUCUACACCACGUCUAUUUUAAUGGACAAGAUAAAGGCAUCUCACACGAAACCUGAGCAGCUGCGUCAUGUAACAAUAUUUAGCAGACAAAAGCAAAAUAUUUCCUUUCCUGCGUUGGUUGCUGUUGACAUGAAACAGUAUUUCCAAAUAAAAAAUUGGAUAAGCAGCCUUAAUAAAGAGAUUGCUGGCUUAUGUGUGCUUUUGUUUGACGAGAAACCAGAUACACAAUACAUUGCACCAGACUGGGGCGUGUUUCAAAGCAUGACAACACUAUGGGACACAUUUGUUGCUGCAGAUGAUCUUCUAGAACGAGCCAUAUUUGCAGUGUUAAAGAACCUGGUCGAAAAGUGUGUUAACAAAUAUGGACCAUCAACUGAUUUGUCAGAUGUUGAGAAAGAAAGUACACUACAAAGUAUUUAUAAUUAUGCAAGGACUGCAUACAAAAGAAGUGAAGUACCGGAACAAGAAAGACCAGCCCUUCCAGAUAUUUCAUAUAUGUACCCUCAAGAUAUUGAUGAGGUAGUCAAAGGGCUUUUUGAAAUAAAAGGGGUUGUUGGUUGCUCUAAAAAUAUUGGGCAUCUUGAAGUAAUUAUUGAAAACACACAAGACAGCAGUGUAACCAUGAAUGGAGUAAACCUGUAUCUUCAAAACAAAAAGGUCAAAGCCAUGUUUAUACAUGGAACACUCUCACCUCUCAUUUCCAGUGGGGAUAAGGUUUCAAAUGAACGAUUACUACAACAAAAACGAUUUGCAACAUUGGGAGGAUUUGCGCUGACAUUUCCCAAAACGACUACCAAUCGUAAUGGCAACGUAGCUGCAACAUCUCUUCCGAGCGGUACACUGUCACAACACACUAGAGGAAAGCUUGUUGCCCUUAUCUCACAACAUGUAGCAAACAGAAUCGGGUUGUUCGAAUCCGUAUGUGCAUGUGAUAAUAUUGGAACAUUUGAAAUCGGAAGAAUUAACGAUAUCCACGAGGACCUGCCGGUUGAUAUAGUUCAUUUCGACAUUUAUGAAGAUCGUAUUAACCAGUGUGACAGUAGAUUCAAAACAGAGAUAGGCAUGCAGAUGUUUGGCCAAGAAUGUUCUUCAGAAGAACCAAUUCGUGAAGGAGAGCUAGUAUAUAUAUGGGGAGCAGCAACGUCUCCGGGUUUAGGAACAAUCGCUGCUGUUGAUUUAGAAACCCCAAAUGGAUUGUUGAUAACAAUACAUGAUCGCAAUGAGGGUAAGUCGUUCUGUGAAGCAGGUGACAGCGGUGCCAUGGUAUGUGCAACUGAUAGCAGGGAACGAACAUUGUAUGCUAUUGCAAUGAUCCAAGGAAAACUUCAAAGAUCUAGUGGAAGAGCAACAUAUGUUGCCGUAAGUCUUAAUGAGGGAUUCAAAAAAUUAGAAGCACAUUAUUUGUCAAAAUUCAGUCUGUGCAAAGAUCAGCCCACAUGAAUAAAUGUGUUGUUCUGAUAGGAUUUGAUUGAUAAUAACAUACCAUGAACUGACUCGCUGAGUGCUAACAUAAAAAUUAAAAAUGUUAUAAUAUAGCACAAAUAGUUUGUGUUAUGUUAUCAUACAGUAGAUGGCCUCUACAGAAAUUGGGGUCACUUAUAGUUCCAAGGUUGACGGUAACUGUCACCCUAAGUGUGAAAUAAUUUCUGAUUUAUAACUCGCUAACUGACUAACGGAUUGGCUUGAUACUUCCCAUGUGCAUUGGCCUUGGACAGUAAAUGACUCUUACUGAAAUUGGGGUUGCUAGGUCAAGGUCACUGUCACAAUAAGUGUGAAAAUUGUAUUCUGAUCAAUAACUCAUCAACGCAUUGACUGUUUGGCUUGAUUCAUCACAUGUGCAAUGGACUUGAACAGUAGAUGACCGUUUUGAAAUUUAGGUCACUCGUUCAAAUGUUAAGGUCACUGUUACUAUUAUAUUAUACGAUUAACUCUAAUUGUCAGUUUUGUUGCAAAAUAUCCUGUGUCCAGGCCCUGUUUGGGGGGACAUCUGUGGAUCUCUUGUCAUAAUUGUAUUUGUGACUUAUAAAUCUGGUAAACUA